Molecule: messenger RNA, 285 nt
Organism: Plenodomus lingam JN3
Lineage: Eukaryota; Fungi; Ascomycota; Dothideomycetes; Pleosporales; Leptosphaeriaceae
Source: RefSeq, a predicted model, not a curated record
AUGCCCGUUACAUUCACUCAACGCAAUCUUGACUCACCCCAGAUAUCAAAGUCAUUCAACAUCACACGACGUCGGAUAAUGUAUAACAUUGACAGCGUUUAUAGUCUGGUCUCGAUUCUACCGUACACAUUCACUACACCGGCGUGCCGCUUUCCGGUGUGUACCGAAAAUGUCGGUAUACCCACCCCAGCCAUAGUCCGGUUUGGACGCAUCAUUGUGGCCAAAAUUUCUGAAAUGGAACCUCCGGUUGCUUCCGCUAUCUCGAAGCAGGGUGAAGUUUUCUAG